Messenger RNA from Paramecium octaurelia, 512 nucleotides. The record is from the annotation of a GenBank genome assembly. NCBI's taxonomy places the organism in Eukaryota, Ciliophora, Oligohymenophorea, Peniculida, Parameciidae.
AUGAAAGAAUGUUUGGAAAUGAUAGAAUUGAAACUCAAUCAAACUCAUAAAUUAAAUUCUGAUCAAUAUAAUUACUUAUGUAUCUUAGGGUAAUACUCAAUUUUGCAUAAAAAAAUAUAUUAAAUUAUAGUUUUUAGAAAUUAGAGGUAUCUUUAAAACGCGUAAUAAUUUAGUUAAUAAAUCCUUCAGUAAGACUCUUAUAGAAUUGAAAAAAUAUAAACAUAAUUAGUAAUAAAUUUUAUUGACUGUGUAAGUCUAUAUAUUAGUUUAUAUUGUGUUUUAUUGGUAAUGCAUACGUAUUCUACACAGAUGCUUAAGAUUUGAGAUUAGUGAGAAAGAGCAAGAGCAAGAGCAAGAGCAAGAGCAAGAGCAAGAGCAAGAGCAAGAGCAAGAGCAAGAGCAAGAGCAAGAGCAAGAGCAAGAGCGAUAAAUAUAUUUAAAUUGUGUCAUAAAUAAAUAAUGAACUUAGUCUAAUAAGUAAUAUUAGUUCAGAUGAGCAAGGAUAUUUAUGA